This is a messenger RNA of Gasterosteus aculeatus aculeatus (three-spined stickleback), 5790 nucleotides long. It is a transcript of the gene ano1a, whose product is annotated as anoctamin 1, calcium activated chloride channel a. NCBI's taxonomy places the organism in Eukaryota, Metazoa, Chordata, Actinopteri, Perciformes, Gasterosteidae. Gene Ontology annotation, cellular component: plasma membrane. Gene Ontology annotation, molecular function: intracellularly calcium-gated chloride channel activity; protein dimerization activity. Gene Ontology annotation, biological process: chloride transmembrane transport. The record is from RefSeq and is a predicted model, not a curated record.
GGUUCAUCCCAUUGAGUUAGAGAACGCCCUCACGCGCGGACGAGAUGCUUUAGCACAGAGUGGUCUCAUUCUGACGGAGAUGUCAUUCAGGCAGGAUUUGUUCAAGCCUUCUGUGAUGAUCUCACUGAGGUAACAACUCACAAUUUUGGAAACCUCUUUGGGAAAAUAUUUCCAUUCAAAGAGCGAACAAUUUGACAAAUAUGUCCCUCGGCUCCAUAAGAAUGAAUAAGUGGUGCAGCUGUCCGUUCAGCGUUUCCACGCAACAGCGCAGGAUGCUGUGAAGCCACGGAAUACACGCGCGAGGGAUAGAUGCUGUAGCGGAGAGCGCGCCGGCACAGUAGAUAGAUCUGGACCCGGAGCGGCUUUUUUAGACCCGAUGGAGCGACAGGAUGAAAGCGACGAUGAGCUGUUCGGUGGCGCAAGUCGUCGUGAUGGCGCAGUGGAGCCCGGUUCUCCUGCUCUGGCUUGUGAACGCUCGUGUAGCCCACAGCGGAAGGUGUCUGGAACGAUGAGGAGGAACGACAACUACCUGCCAGUCGCUGGCGAGGAGAAGAACAUGGAUGUGGACUUUAUCAACACUGAUGCCAUGAGCAACGAGUCCAUACCCAUGAAAAAUCUAUACGCGGAUGAGGGCUCCCCUCUGUAUUCCCGGCUAGGCCCCUACUUCACUGAUGGCCGGCGGCGGGUGGACUACGUGCUGGCGUACCACAUCCAGAAGCCCAGCAGCAUCCGGCGCCAGCCCUCCAGGUUCGGCGACAACGGCUUCAUCCACCGGCUCCGGCGCAGCAUGAGCAUGAGAAGCAGCCGCGCGCCGCUGCAGCCAAAGGAAGACCCCGAGAUCGCCGCCCAGGAGCAACGGACGGACUACAACGAGAACGACAAGCGCUUCAGGCGGGACGAGUUUGAGGAAAACCUCCUGGAGACGGGGCUGCAGCUGGAAAAAGACGAAGGGAGUAAGAUCCCGGGAAUUGGCUUCCUGAAGGUCCAUGCUCCCUGGAACGUUCUGUGUCGGGAGGCCGAGUUCAUGAAGCUCAAGAUGCCGACCAAGAAGGUUUACGAGGUGAAGCAAGGCAGUAACGUGGUGGAGAAGAUCCGACUGUUCAUUCACAAAGUCACUGCUCCUCUCCACCCAAAAGUGGACGCCAACCGGCCACAAAGCGUCAAACCGCUGUCUCACCCUUUCUCCAGGGAGAAACAGCAUCUAUUUGAUCUUUCUGACCGGGACAAGUUCUUUGACAGCAAGACCAGGAACUCAAUUGUCUACGAGGUACUGAAGAGGACUAAAUGCACUAGAGCCAAAUACUCCAUGGGGAUUACCAGUCUGCUGGCGAACGGCGUCUACACAUCUGCUUAUCCUCUGCACGAUGGAGACAUCGAGGGUGUGAACGCAGAAGCCAACGACAGGAAGCUGCUGUACGAGGAGUGGGCCAGCUACAGCGUCUUCUACAAGUACCAGCCUAUUGGACUCAUCAGGAAGUACUUUGGGGAGAAGGUUGGACUAUAUUUUGCCUGGUUAGGAGUCUACACUCAGAUGCUGAUCCCUGCAGCCAUCGUUGGAGUCAUCGUAUUCCUCUACGGCUGUGCCACCGUCGACGGUAACAUACCGAGUAUGGAGAUCUGUGACCCCAGGAACAACAUCACCAUGUGUCCGCUCUGCGACCGCGCCUGCAGCUACUGGAAGCUGGUGACGGCGUGUGGCACAGCGCGAGCCAGCCACCUGUUCGACAACCCGGCCACCGUCUUCUUCUCCAUCUUCAUGGCCCUCUGGGCCGUUCUUUUCAUGGAGCACUGGAAGCGGCGCCAGAUGCGACUCAACUACAUCUGGGACCUGACGGGCUUCGGAGAGGAGGAAGAGGAGGAGCAUAAGGAUCACAACCGAGCGGAGUACGAGUUCCGGGUUAUGAAAAAGACAAUGAGACAGGACAAUUCCACUCCGAAGGGCGAGAAGGUGAAGCUGACCUGUACGGACCGAAUGCCAGCUUACCUGACUACCGUGGUGAUGAUGGGCUUCAUGAUCCUCGUGACGUUUGCAAUAGUCUUCGGGGUCAUCCUGUACAGGAUCAGCAUCAAGGCGGCACUGCACAUGAGCACCUCUACUGUAGCGCGGUCCAACAUCCGGGCCACUGUCAAGACCACCGCCGCCAUCAUCAACCUCAUCAUCAUCAUCAUCAUGGAUGAAAUCUACGGGGCCAUCGCCCGCUGGCUCACCACACUGGAGGUUCCAAAGACGGACAAGAACUACGAAGAGCGCCUCAUCUUCAAAACCUUUGUGCUGAAGUUUGUCAAUGCAUUCACGCCCAUCGUCUAUCUGGCCUUCUUCAGGGGCAGGCUUGUUGGGCGGCCCGGAAGCUACCUGUACGUGGUCGGCUCGUACAGAAUGGAAGAGUGCGCCCACGCGGGCUGCCUCAUGGAGCUGUGCAUCCAGUUGUGCAUCACCAUGCUGGGCAAGCAGCUCAUCCAGAACAACCUGUUUGAGAUCGGCAUACCGAAGCUAAAAAAACUGCUCCGGAGGAGGAAGUCUGACUUGGAGGAAGAGGUGAACAAAACGCUGCAGCGCCACGAGAAAGACCACAUGCUGGGUCCCUUCACUGGCCUCAGCCCCGAGUACAUGGAGAUGAUCAUCCAGUUCGGGAUGGUGACUCUCUUCGUUGCGUCCUUCCCUCUGGCGCCACUCUUCGCUCUUCUCAAUAACAUCAUCGAGAUUCGCCUGGACGCCAAGAAGUUUGUCAUGGAGCUGCGCAGGCCGAUCGCAGCCAAAGCCAAAGACAUCGGCAUCUGGUACAACCUCCUGAGAGGCCUCAGCAAGGUGGCGGUCAUCGUCAACGCCUUUGUCAUCUCCUUCACCUCGGACUUCAUCCCUCGGCUGGUCUACCAGUACAUGUACAGCGUGGACGGCACCAUGCACGGCUUCGUCAACCACACUCUGUCUUACUUCAACGUCAGCGACUUCCAGCCGGGCACAGACCCCAUCCAGCCGAUGCACCUGGGCUACAAGGUGGAAAUCUGCAGGUAUAAGGACUACAGGGAGCCCCCCUCGUCCAGCACACCGUACGAACUGUCCAAGGAGUUCUGGGCCGUCCUCGCCGCCCGCCUCGCCUUCGUUGUUGUCUUUCAGAACGUGGUGAUGCUGAUGAGCGACUUCGUGGACUGGCUGAUCCCGGACAUCCCCAAGGACAUCAGCCUGCAGAUCCACAAGGAGAAGAUCCUCAUGGUGGAACUCUUCAUGAAGGAGGAGCAGGGCAAAAGGCUGGCUGCGCGCGACAACCACAACCUCGACAACUUCGCCUCCCACUCGUCGGCCAAUCGGAGCUCGCCGCGGGCGCGCUCGCGGCCCGCCGCGCAGGACGUCGUCUGGGAGAACGAGCACCACGAGCGGGAAGCCAACGGGUCGCCCGUUUACAGAGUUUAAGCGGUUCAAUCGGCUCCUCAAAGCCGGGCCGUCAUAACAUGAUGAUCACUACACGUUAUUUAUUGGAUAUAGUGUAUUUAAGGGGAACAAGCCAUUAGCUUCACUUGACUCGGGGGAGGGGGGGGGGUCCUUUGCGAUGCCAUCGCCUCCGUCCAGAUGGUACCUCUGAGAAGAGUUUCCACCUGACGCGUGCUGUUGAGCUCAGAAACUUUGAGCGCAGAAAUCUUUUUACUUUUGCACAAUUAUAUACAAAUGCAGGAAUUUGAAUGAUGUACUUUUUUGAAUGUGCUGCGUCGUCGGCCUGUUGGGAUCUGUAAGACCUGCUGUGUUCAGCGGACUUUUUAUUUCGACUCCACUCUGCUGGUUGUUACGUUUGUUCGGGUUGUGGGUCUGUGCUCGGUGGCAUUUUCUCCUGGAAGCACAAGUCACAUUAUUAUUCCUUCCAAUGAACUGGAAUUAAUAAAACUCUGAUUGGCGCGAUUUACAGCACAAACAAAGUGACGCCAUUCUACAUCUCAACUCAAGUCUUUAGUAAUCUAUGUCUUUCUUUUUUGCCUCUUCAGGGGAGUGAAAAAAAACUGAAAAAACACAAUAUUCUCACUGCACAAAAUCCCCAAUUGCAAAUAAUUAUUCUGACAACCAUCAAAGAGCAAGAACUCUUUGGCGAAAUGAAACCUUUUCUUUUAGGUUUUUUAUUAUUUCGCUUUAUGUCCCUUACUGCAAUCCCAAUGUAAACAGCAAAACAAUCAGCUGCAGCAUUGAAAAUCACUUCUCAAACUUGUGUUUUUACUCUAGUGAGAUUUCAUAACGGGACUUCUCCUUGGUGUGAAGCAAUAACAAACAUACCAGAUGAAGUAAAAGUUCUGUCCAUCAUGUAAUCUGAUAAUUACAACCUGAGCGAGCACUUGGGGACAAGUCGUACAUUGCUGGUGAGGAGUUUCCCCCAAGCUGCUGCAGCGUUCUCCCUCAAUACCGGACCCAUUUCAAAGGUUGGUCAUGUUGACACAAAUGCUUGGGACAAUAAGUUCAAAUACCAAAGUUACACUUUCAAAAGUGAUGAAGUAUCAGUGUUGUUUUCGUCUUGCGUCUGCUGCCAUCUGGUGGAUGCAAAAUCUGUCAAUGCAUGUAUAAUUAUAAUCAAACUCUGUAAACAAGAGGAGGGUCCAGCAUUUAAUAUUCUGUAACUCACUUGUCCUAUUUGUCUGUUUUGGACAAUCUGCAAAGCAGAUUAGUUUACUAAUCCCCGUCCAUGUUGACGGAUUUUUCAUCCGACACAUUUAAAAACAAGCCAUUCACACCUUUGCAUAUCGUUGAGAUGCUCAGCUGUAUUUAUUAGAGUUUUAAGCUUUGAAGUUGUGCACUAAUAAUAGAACUUAAUAUUAAAAGUGUAGCGAUGCAUGCAGCGUGUGCCAUUAGAGAACUGCAUCUUGGGACAAAGGGGAUUGAGGGAUCAGGAGCUUCUUAAAAGGACUCAUUUUCCUCGUCUUGAUUACUCUGGAAAGCAGAACAAGGACAGUUAUGGAGCGACUCUCCCACCCUGUAUUAUAUUGUCCUCCCCGGCUGGUUUGAGCGUUCCACUCGUCACACAAAGGGAUACAAGUCAAACCAGGACUGCUGUCAACUUUUCAAGCACAAAAGACUGAAUGAUAUUUCGUAUUUAUUAAACUGCAAAAGAUACACACGGGAGCGACUGGAUCCCACCUCGAAGAACGGACACGUGCUGCAGACUGAACGAUAGGAGCCACAAGCACGCAGUGAUGUGUCAAAUCCGGCCCCCCUCCACUGUACAUAUCUACUUACUCCCAGAUUUAAGCCCUCAACUCUGACUGCCAGAAUGUAUUCUUAUUAUUUUUAUUACAGUGAUGUAUAAUCACUUGUUGUGAAUGUUUUGAAUCUUUUUUUUUUUUUUUAUCAUUUUGUGACGAUGUAUUUUUGAGUGAUUGAACAUGUUGAGGUUUUAUCAGCCCUCAAGGGACCAGUGAUCUAUACUCUGUUGUAGUGUCUUCAUUUUAAUCAUGUAGAAUACAUCAAUACAGAACGUACUAGCUGUAUUUUGAAGGAAGCCGCAAAAGGCCGUUACUUCUUUCCAGGAUGUCACUUUUCUUUGAUCAAAUCUUAUACUCUGUGUGCACGUAGGGUUAGCGUUGAUACUCACUCAUAGAUGGAGUUGUCUCUGGCUGCAAGACGUCCUUUUGUUGCCAUGUUGAAUGUACAACAUCAGUUAACACUGCAAGUUGUGACAUGCCGGAUAUCUACUAUAAUGUAUGUCGAUGCGCAUUUCAUGAGUGUCUAUGCACGUGUAACCAAUCUGUCCUUGUCUAAUAUUUUGAGUUUUUUUUCUUUUCUGUAUACCAACUCCAAAUAAAUGAGAGUACAACUUA